Polistes dominula (European paper wasp) is the source of this 525-nucleotide messenger RNA. Its product is annotated as histone H4. The record is from RefSeq and is a predicted model, not a curated record. Gene Ontology annotation, molecular function: DNA binding; protein heterodimerization activity; structural constituent of chromatin. Gene Ontology annotation, cellular component: nucleosome. Lineage: Eukaryota; Metazoa; Arthropoda; Insecta; Hymenoptera; Vespidae.
UCGGACGUAUUCGAGUUUUAUAAGGUCUUGAGUGGUUAGGCGAUUUAUCUUCGAGAGUUUAAAAGUAAAAUCAAUUAAUAAUGACUGGUCGUGGUAAGGGAGGAAAAGGAUUGGGAAAGGGAGGAGCUAAACGCCAUAGAAAGGUUCUACGUGAUAACAUCCAAGGUAUUACCAAACCAGCUAUUCGUCGAUUAGCUCGACGUGGUGGUGUCAAACGUAUUUCUGGUUUGAUAUACGAAGAAACACGCGGUGUACUUAAAGUUUUUCUUGAAAACGUUAUUCGAGAUGCUGUCACCUAUACCGAACACGCUAAGAGAAAAACUGUUACCGCCAUGGACGUUGUCUAUGCAUUGAAAAGACAAGGCAGAACCCUUUAUGGAUUUGGAGGUUAAAGGAGUAAAAAUGACAUUGGCUUAUUAAAUCGGCCCUUUUCAGGGCCACAAAUUGAUUUAUUUUACAAAGGAACGAAUAUAUCGCUUUCUAUAUGUAUCAUUAUGUAUGUGAAAUCAAUCAUUUGAAAAAAUA